AACUCAGCUGCAACUUGCUGUUGAGCACACAGAAGGAGCUGAGCUGAGAAGACAUCACGCCGACAGAAGACAAGAUGUUUGCACAAAGACAGACAUACCUGGAGAACGCCCUCCUGCUGCUUCUUCUGACCUCAGCAGGACAAUCAGCGAUUCUGACUGACAACCUCCAGACCACAGCAACUUCCGCUCUGUCGACCUCACCUCUGACUACACAGCUCAACAACAGCACUAUGGAGAAACCUCGGGUUCUGCGAUCCCACCGACCAUGUAGAAGUGAACAUGCAAACUACUGUGAAAACGGUGGAGAGUGCAUGUACCCUCAAGACACCGACGAGCCUUCUUGCAUCUGCACGUCCUCGUUCAGCGGGCGCCGCUGCCUGUUCGUCAAUGCACAAACUCGCAGCCUCCCUGAGUUGGAGAAAGUGAUUGGCAUCAGUUUUGGGGUAGUCAUGCUCAUCAUCGUCCUGGUCGUCAUCAUUUACUGCUUUGCUUGUAAGAGGUGUAAAAAAUCAGCUCCACUAAUAAAAUCUGCACUGUCUGAGAUAUCAGUGUGACCUCCUACAACUCAUCUGCCAUUUUCACUAUUUAUAAAUAUAUCAUAACAUUUCAUCAUACUGUAAAACCCAUAGCUGUGGACAUGAUCUACACAGAAUUCAAGAUACUGUAUUUUUUUUCCCUUUCUUUGACAUUUGAUGUUCAUAAAGUAAGGACAAUUAAGUUUGAGAUCAUUCAACACGCAUAGCAAAAACUAAACUGUCUAUUUAUGUUAAACAGGGUCAAGUAUCACUUAAUUGU
Molecule: messenger RNA, 795 nt
Organism: Plectropomus leopardus (leopard coralgrouper)
Lineage: Eukaryota; Metazoa; Chordata; Actinopteri; Perciformes; Serranidae
Product: epigen
Biological process (GO): positive regulation of mitotic nuclear division; epidermal growth factor receptor signaling pathway; positive regulation of cell population proliferation
Molecular function (GO): growth factor activity; epidermal growth factor receptor binding
Source: RefSeq, a predicted model, not a curated record